AUGGGUGCAAGAAGUAGGGAGCAUGCAGCAAUUUCAAGCGCUAAACAAAAAAUAUAUGCCGGUCAGGACUUCAAAAUAGGUGGCUUGGGCCUAGGUAUUCCACCUCCAGAAAAGUUCAAAAGUGGGCAUCUUCCGAGUGGAUCAAUUCCUGUUUCUUAUGGACUGCCUUUGGACGAAGACAGUGAUUUUGAUUCUGAUAUGGACGAGUCUUCCGAUACUGAGGAAAUUUAUGCUGGUCGACAUUCUGCUGAAUCUUCUUCUUCUUUUCCUCAUGAUGACAUCUCGAGGCGGAGGCUUUACAAUGGAGUUUCUAAUGGUCACUAUAGAUAUACAAAUUCAGUUCCUCAACAGCAUUACUUAUCAAGUGAUGGAUACUCCGGUUAUAGUUCAUCUCGAGAUACUGCACAGCAGAGGCCUCUUCAGUCGAGAAAAACGGUUAAUGCGAAUGAGCAUGCUGAAGAGGAGGAGGAGUGGUCAGAUUCCGGUGGAAGCUUUGGCUUCAAUGGGCAGGUAGAAAGGAAGUUUGCUGGAGAUGACUUUCCUUUACAAGGGAGAGAUGCCGUAAAGAGUGCGAGCAGAGAAGAUGGAAACUUCAUUGCUGAUAACGAUAGUAUGCCUUUGGGAGUGAAUUGCACCUUCCAGGGCUCUCAUUCUAGUGGUAACUUCAGCACCCUCCAGGGCUCUCAUUCUACUGGUGACUUCAGAGAUGUGAAUUCUAAUUCUGAAAAGGUUAGCAUGAAGACUUACCCUAAAAUCAAUUUUUUAAAGGCUUAA
Molecule: messenger RNA, 774 nt
Organism: Dendrobium catenatum
Lineage: Eukaryota; Viridiplantae; Streptophyta; Magnoliopsida; Asparagales; Orchidaceae
Exons: 2
Coding region: 1-774 (257 amino acids)
Source: RefSeq, a predicted model, not a curated record